This is a messenger RNA of Colletotrichum spaethianum, 849 nucleotides long. RefSeq names its product monothiol glutaredoxin-7. Gene Ontology annotation, cellular component: fungal-type vacuole; cis-Golgi network; Golgi lumen. Lineage: Eukaryota; Fungi; Ascomycota; Sordariomycetes; Glomerellales; Glomerellaceae. Bases 1 to 849 code for a protein of 282 amino acids. The record is from RefSeq and is a predicted model, not a curated record. Gene Ontology annotation, biological process: cellular response to oxidative stress. The transcript has 2 exons. Gene Ontology annotation, molecular function: glutathione disulfide oxidoreductase activity.
AUGCCUUCCCAAAGGCAACUGCGCACCCUCCUGGUGGGUGUGCUGAUCGGCGUUGUCUUCGUCCUCUUCUACACGUCGUCACUACGGGCGGACGAAGUCAAAGAUGAUCGCACGAUCCAGGAUUUCUACCACAAGACAGUCAACGGUCUGAAACAUAAACAGCCGCCAAACCAGGCAGUGUUGGAUCAGAAUAAGCCCAAGGCUGUCGGACACGUGCCCGUCGACAAGGACGCCGACGGCGAUGUGGACGCAGACGAUGAGAAGCUGGCCAAGGACAUGGCGGGUCGGCUGAAGGCCGCCGAAGACAAGGCCAAGGAGCUCGCGAACAAGAAGUCACCAUUGAAGCCCGAUGCGCCAAGCGAAGUCGUCGGAAAGGGCAAUUCGGCCGCUGGGCAAGACAAGAAGAAGGAAAAGACGGGUGCUGGAAAGGAGGUCGCCGACGACAGUACAGACGAGAAGAAGAAAGCCGAGAGUGACGAGGAGCACGCCGUUGAGGUUGAGCUGAACGCCAUUCUGAAGAAGUCACCAGUCAUCAUCUUCUCCAAGUCCUACUGCCCGUACUCGAAGAAGGCCAAGACCCUGCUGCUCGAAAAGUACUCGAUCGAGCCUGCGCCGUUCGUUGUCGAACUCGACCAACAUCCUCUUGGUCCCCAGCUGCAAGCUUUCCUGGGUGAAAAGACCGGUCGAAAGACAGUCCCCAACAUUUUGGUCAACAGCGUGAGCAUUGGCGGAGGCGACGACAUUGCCGAGCUGGACGAGCAGAAGAAGCUGGUCCCCAGGAUUGUUGACCUUGGACAAAAGAAGGUGGAGAUGAAGGUGCGGUCUGCCAGCAAUCAGAAGCAAAACUAG